UACUGCUGCCAAUGACAGCAGAGAGAGAGAGGGAGAACCCAGCUGAGGAGUGAUCAGAGCAUCAUCAGCAGAGAUCAUCAACAUGGGAAGCUGUUGUGAGUGCAUGAAGAAUUUUUUCGGCCGGCAAAAGAACACCAAUGUGCGUGUUAGUCUGCCGGCUGUCUGCUUCGUCUGGCAGAUUGCUAUGAUCAUACUGUUUGGAGUUUUCAUCCGGUAUGAUGAGGAGUCGGAUGCGCGUAAAUGGAUAGAGCACAAAAGGGAUCACAACAUCACUAGCGACAUUGAAAAUGACUUCUACUUCAGAUAUCCCAGCUUCCAAGAUGUCCACGUCAUGAUCUUUGUUGGAUUCGGAUACCUCAUGACCUUCCUCAAACGCUACAGCUUCGGUGGUGUGGGCUUCAACUUCCUGAUCGCCUCCUUUGGUCUGCAGUGGGCUCUUCUCAUGCAAGGCUGGUUCCACUCCCUCGACCCAAACACUGGAAAAAUCUACAUCGGAGUUGAGAGUCUGAUCAACGCAGACUUCUGCUGUGCCGGCUCUCUGAUUGCCUACGGUGCCCUCCUGGGAAAAGUAAGCCCUGUCCAGCUGUUGGUUGUCACCUUAUUUGGCAUCACACUGUUUGCUGUGGAGGAAUUCAUCAUCCUCAGUCUCCUACAUUGCAGAGAUGCUGGUGGCUCCAUGGUCAUUCAUGCCUUCGGAGGAUACUAUGGUUUGGCCAUCUCCUGGGUGCUCUACCGACCAAACCUACACCAAAGCAAACGGCUCGAUGGAUCUGUCUACCACUCCGAUUUGUUUGCCAUGAUUGGUACACUGUUCCUGUGGAUGUUCUGGCCCAGUUUCAACUCAGCCAUCACAGACCAUGGUGAUGGACAGCACAGAGCAGCCAUUAACACCUACAUCGCACUCGCAUCCUCUGUGCUCACGACUGUGGCCAUCUCCAGCAUGUCUCAGAAGAGAGGAAAACUGGACAUGGUGCAUAUCCAGAAUGCCACUCUGGCUGGUGGUGUUGCCAUGGGAACAGCAGCAGAGUUCAUGAUCACUCCUUAUGGUUCACUCAUUGUGGGUUUCUGCAGUGGCAUCAUCUCCACCUUUGGCUACUUGUUUGUCUCGCCCUUCUUAGAGAAAUAUCUCAAGCUCCAGGAUACCUGUGGUGUCCACAACCUGCAUGCUUUGCCUGGGAUGCUUGGUGGCUUCGUAGGUGCCAUCGUUGCUGCAGCUGCCACUGAAUCUGUCUACAGUGCAGAGGGGUUGAGGAACACAUUUGACUUUAAAGGCGAUUUUGCAAACAGAUCCGUAGGAACACAGGGAGGCUUCCAGGCUGCUGGCGCAUGUGUGGCAAUUGCAUUUGGACUGGUUGGAGGUGCAAUUGUUGGUUUAAUCCUGAGGUUCCCUAUCUGGGGCGACCCCGCUGAUGACAACUGCUUUGAUGAUGAAGUUUACUGGGAGGUUCCUGAGGAUGAGGAGACCAUCCCUCCUGUGUUGGAGUACAACAACCACAUGAUCCACAAGCACCAAGACAUAUCUGAGUCGAACUUCUCCGUGGAGCAAAGUUAGAGCCACACAUCAGGAGAUCAACCCCCUCAUAUCACUUUGAACUUGAUACAGCUGUGAAACACACUUAAUCAAAGAAGGAGCCACCCUCAAAAAGGAUACUUCUGCAAAAGAGGAACAAUAUUUAUGACAUGCACACCUAUUACAUUUGUCUGGCACUUUUUUCUAUCAUUGGAAGUUCAAGGUUAUGACGACACUACACAAAAUGGGGACCAGAUAUCUCAUUAAUGGAGAAAUAAUUCUGAAUAAAAAGUUUUACUCUUAAAAGAAAAUUUUAACCUGCAUUUACUUUCUAUUUCGGAAGAAACUAAAUAUAAUCUGCAGAUGCUUAAUAACUGGAAAAUGUCAAUGACAAUCUGUUUAUGCUGUGCAAGAUAAUUAUAAUGUGCAGAAGAACUGAGAGUUAUUUUCAUGAGUUUGGAAAUGCAUCACUGUUGACAUCAGUGAGUAAAUUCCUCUUUUUGAAGGACUAUACAAAGCUAUGAAUUCUUUCAUGUAAUGUACCUUUUAAUUGUUGAGUAUUGUCUUUGAUAAUGCUUGCUAUUUUAUUUCUUCUAAAGAGUCUGUUGGAGCACAAUUUAUUGUGUUGUGUAUAAAAGGCAUAUAGGAAUCAAAGUUAUUUGUGCUGCCAAAUGAGGCAGUUUUUAGAUUCUAUAUCAAAGUUAUGUCUGUCAAAUUAUGUAUAGGUCUUUGUAAGUUGUAUGUACAAAUGAUUCUACUUUAUUUUGCAUAAAUGACUUGUUCUUGA
Messenger RNA from Seriola dumerili (greater amberjack), 2297 nucleotides. Its product is annotated as ammonium transporter Rh type C 2. Gene Ontology annotation, biological process: ammonium homeostasis; ammonium transmembrane transport. The coding region runs from base 83 to 1552 and encodes 489 amino acids. The record is from RefSeq and is a predicted model, not a curated record. The transcript is spliced from 11 exons. NCBI's taxonomy places the organism in Eukaryota, Metazoa, Chordata, Actinopteri, Carangiformes, Carangidae. Gene Ontology annotation, cellular component: plasma membrane. Gene Ontology annotation, molecular function: ammonium channel activity.